AUGGAGAUGGGACUCAAGCUGGCCAAGUCCGAGGAAGAGAAUGAUGUCGAUGCAACUAACUACAGAAAGAUUGUCGGAUGCUUUCGUUAUCUCCUUCAUACUAGGCCUGACUUGUCAUAUUGUAUAGGAGUGCUAAGCAGGUAUAUGGCAAAGCCGAAGGAGUCACAUGGAGUGGCAAUGAAACAGUGCCUCCGAUAUCUAAACGGUACUACUACGUUGGGCCUUCAAUUUGAAAGAUCAAGUUCUAAUGCGAUGAAGUUGGUUGGAUACAGUGACAACUCUUACAUUACCGAUCUUGAUGAUGGAAGGAGUGUAACAGGGCAUAUAUUUUACCUCGGUUCUAGUCCUAUUACCUGGUGUUCUCAGAAACAAGAGACAGUGGCACUAUCAUCAUGUGAGGCUGAAUUCAUGGCGGCAACAGAGGCAGCGAGACUAGCUAUAUGGUUACAAGACCUUCUUGGAGAGAUCACUGGAGUUCUAUUCAACAGAACCACCAUUCGAAUAGAUAAUCGUUCGGCCAUUGCACUCUAA
Molecule: messenger RNA, 531 nt
Organism: Brassica napus (rape)
Lineage: Eukaryota; Viridiplantae; Streptophyta; Magnoliopsida; Brassicales; Brassicaceae
Product: secreted RxLR effector protein 161-like
Exons: 1
Coding region: 1-531 (176 amino acids)
Source: RefSeq, a predicted model, not a curated record